UUAUUUUGAAGGCGAUGACGUAACACACCCGGAAGCGUGUGUCACCGGCUUAAGCUACACGUUUUCCUAAACCACAGAGGCUCAGCGAGUAGAGGCAGGCAGGGCACCAUGGGCGAAGAGCUGAGUCCUGAUGAGAAGUUUAACCUCAUCACUCGGAACCUUCAGGAGGUUCUGGGGGAGGAGAAGCUGAAGCUCAUUCUUAAGGAAAGAGAGUUAAAGGUGUAUUGGGGCACAGCAACCACAGGCAAGCCUCAUGUAGCCUACUUUGUCCCCAUGUCUAAGAUUGCAGACUUCCUGAAAGCUGGCUGUGAGGUGACUAUCCUUUUUGCUGACCUUCAUGCCUACUUGGACAACAUGAAGGCGCCUUGGGAGCUGCUCGAGCUCCGGGUUCAAUACUAUGAGCAGGUCAUUAAGGCCAUGUUGGAGAGUAUUGGAGUUCCUUUGGAUAAACUAAAGUUUGUCAAAGGCACAGACUACCAGCUGAACAGGGAUUACACACUAGAUGUGUACCGGCUCUCAUCCAUGGUGACUGAGCAUGAUGCGAAAAAGGCUGGGGCUGAAGUAGUGAAGCAGGUGGAGCAUCCUCUCCUGAGCGGCCUGCUCUACCCCGGAUUACAGGCACUGGAUGAGGAGUACUUAAAGGUAGAUGCUCAGUUUGGUGGCGUGGACCAGAGGAAGAUCUUCACUUUGGCUGAAAAGUACCUCCCCUCUCUAGGUUACGCUAAGCGGAUCCACAUGAUGAACCCCAUGGUGCCCGGCCUAACUGGAGCCAAGAUGAGCUCUUCUGAAGAGGAAUCCAAGAUAGACCUACUUGACAAGAAAGAGGAUGUAAAGAAGAAACUGAAGAAGGCCUUCUGCGAACCUGGCAAUAUCCAAAACAAUGGAGUCCUUUCUUUUGUCAAGCAUGUCCUCUUCCCGCUGCAUUCUGAAUUUGUGAUUAAAAGAGAUCCUAAAUGGGGUGGAGACAAAGUUUACACGUCAUAUGAGGAAGUAGAGAAAGACUUUGCUGAGGAGCAAAUCCAUCCUGGUGAUUUAAAGGCAUCAGUAGAGGUGGCCCUGAACAAACUUCUGGAUCCCAUCAGGAAAAAGUUUGAGACACCAGAGUUGAAGAAACUGUCCAGUUCAGCCUAUCCCUCAAAAAACAAGACGGCAGCAAAAGUGAACCCCAAAAAGGCAGAAGAGGAGGAUGAGAUCAUCCCAUCCAGACUGGAUCUCCGAGUGGGCAAAAUUGUUGGUGUAGAGAAGCACCCAGAUGCAGACACUCUUUAUUUAGAGAAGAUUGAUGUUGGAGAAGAGCAGCCUCGGACUGUUGUGAGCGGACUGGUGGCCUACGUUUCCCAGGAGGAGCUACAGGACCGACUUGUGGUAGUGCUGUGCAAUUUGAAGCCUCAGAAGAUGCGGGGGAUCGAGUCUCAGGCUAUGCUGCUCUGUGCGUCAGUUGAGGGUGAGCCCAAAAGAAUAGAGCCUUUGGAUCCACCUGAAGGAUCAGCACCAGGGGAACGUGUCUUUGUAGACGGAUAUUCGUCAGGGACACCAGAUGAUGAACUCAAGCCAAAGAAGAAGGUGUUUGAAAAGAUUCAGGUGGACAUGAAGAUCUCAGAUGAGUGUAUAGCUCAAUGGAGCAAGAAAGAUUUGAUGACCAAACUAGGAAAAAUCACCUGUAAAACAUUGAAGGGUGGCAGCAUUUGCUAAAUAUUCUUUCCCUUUUCUUCAAAACACCUAAUCUUCAAAACUUCAAAUCUUUCAUUUCCAUAAUAAUGCACAUCAUUCAGGCCUUUAUGAAAAUCAAGGAUAAUAACUUGGUGAAGGUAAAGUGUCUUCAUAGAGCUUCGUUCAUCUCUCACAUACUGUUAUGUCACUUGCUGCUAAAACAAUCUAAGAGCACUUGAUCUGAACAUCAUGCUGAAACUCUAUGCCACACAUCGCUUGUACCGAUGUCCAUAAUAUCCCGUGUUUGGAUUAGGUAAUAUGUGUAAUCUGUUACUUGUCAUGACAGGUUUUCUUAUAGUGGCAUUACAUCAGAAGUCACCUCAGAUUCCAUUAAUGAGUAAAUAAAGGUAUGAAGAUGUUAAAGUACAGGGAAACAGAAGCAUUGCGUACUUACAUUCAAGAUAUGAAAUCAUAAUGUAACCAAACCCAUACAAAAUAAAUAUGUUCAAUUAAGAAA
Molecule: messenger RNA, 2167 nt
Organism: Pangasianodon hypophthalmus (striped catfish)
Lineage: Eukaryota; Metazoa; Chordata; Actinopteri; Siluriformes; Pangasiidae
Gene: yars1
Product: tyrosyl-tRNA synthetase 1
Exons: 14
Coding region: 109-1692 (527 amino acids)
Biological process (GO): tyrosyl-tRNA aminoacylation
Molecular function (GO): ATP binding; tRNA binding; tyrosine-tRNA ligase activity
Source: RefSeq, a predicted model, not a curated record